Xyrichtys novacula (pearly razorfish) is the source of this 1700-nucleotide messenger RNA. NCBI's taxonomy places the organism in Eukaryota, Metazoa, Chordata, Actinopteri, Labriformes, Labridae. The record is from the annotation of a GenBank genome assembly.
AUGGGGAACUUCAGUUGUGCAAGAGACAGGUGCUUCACCACAAUGAUCGGAAGACUGGCUGCUUUGGUUCUUCUCAGUACAGUGUGUAAGUGCAGCUUUUGUGUUAAAUAGUGUAACUAAAACACACUUAAAGACAUCGGUCAAUGUUUGUAUUUUGAAUAAAUCAUAAAGACUUUAAACAGACUAGCCGACACAUGUUUUUAAUGCUCUCUUCCUUUUGUCAUCUGCUUUUUCUUUGUCCAGGUCAAACCAAAGACAUGCCUCACCCGUUCUCUCUAACUGUAGUUGAACCUGGAGGUAACGCCACUUUGUUAUGUUCGGGUGCUAAGGCUGAAGCCGGCUUGUUUAACUGGUAUAGGCUGGUGUCUGGAUACAUGGUGCAGACAAUUACAGCAGGAAGUUUUGCCAAAAUCACCCUUGAAGAGCAAUUCAGUAACCCGAGGUUCGAGAUCAAAAAAGAGGGCACCCUGUUCCUUCUUAUCAUCAGAAAUGUCAGCAAAGAGGACGAGGCAACAUAUUUCUGUCAAGCUGGAUCUCCGUACACAAUGAAAGUUGUAAACAGCACAUUUUUGACUGUGAAUGGUAAAGUAUGCUCAUUUCUGUUUUCAUUGUUUCUACUUGAUUUAUAAAGUGACAUCUACCUUUAUGUUAUUUACACAGACCAUAAGAACCAUCUCAGUUUCGUCUAUGUGAAACAAAGACCAGAGACUCAGUCUGUUCAGGCGGGAGACUCAGUGAGUCUCCAGUGUUCACUUCUCUUCAAGGACAAAGAAACCAGAGAGCAGUGUCCACGUGAACACGAUGUGUACUGGUUCAGAGCUGGAUCAGGAGAAGCUCUUCCUGGUGUUAUUUACAUUAAAAACCCAAAAAGUGAUGAAGACGAGGAGAGGCGGUGUGUCUACAGUCUUUCUAAAACCAUCCAGAACUCCUCUGAUGCUGGGACUUACUACUGCGCUGUGGUCACAUGUGGAGAAAUCCUGUUUGGAGAAGGAACUACUGUGGAGACAAGUAAGCCUUUAUGAUUAUAUUUUAUUAGUGACUUUUAAAUAAGUACCAUGAAAAUAAAAAAAGCUCAACAACUGUUUACAGUAACUGCAGUUUCAUUUAUCAGUACUACCUGGUACUUACCACUGGAACUGCUACCAUUUUGAGAUGUUGAAGCGUUACUGAGAUUGGUCAAAAAGACCUAUAAAUGCAACUGUAAUCUGAUUUUGAAGGUUUAUUUCAAGUCCCAUUUUGAUUAAAUGAAUCUGGAUAAAAACAGAUCAUGUGACAAAAAAAUUAAAAGUAAGGGUGUUCAGUUGGUGGAGCAGGCAUCCCCAAAUUGUAGGAUGAAAUACCUGUGCUGACAGGAUUUGAUGCAUAAUAUAAGUUUUAAGUUCUAAUAAAUUCUAUGGUUAUGGGCAGUAAGUUACUGGUGUAUGUUUUGGAUGCUUUCUCUUACAUGAAUGAUCGUGGAUUUAGUUCACUAUGACACUCCUCUGCACAACAUCCUCUAGCUUGUGCGUUUUCUAAUUUUUCCCCCCACCUUCUUCAUGGAUAUGGAAAAACUAAGGGUAAAGCAAAGAUUUAACCUUCUUCUGUCUUGUUUUCCUGAAGUGUUUUCAGGACAAGAAUGGAGCCCAGUUGUCAUCACCCUGGGAGCACUGUUGGUCCUCUGUUUGAUUGUCAUCGCCGUUCUUAUCUUCUCAAGAGACUGA